AUGCUUGACGUUGCACUCGAUACUCUCAUCGAUUCCACAAUCGAGGGCUUUGAGACCCAACCUGAUAUCUCCAGCCUAGCGCGCAUCGCUGAAUCGCUCAAGAAAACGAAUGAACUCCGAGAAGCAAAGAUAGACCGCCUACAGAAAGAAGUAGACACGCUCCAGGCCGAGGUGGACGCACUCUCUAGCGAGAUCAAAGCCAUGGUACAGCCUGAUGCCUCGAUUCUUGAGCGAUUGGCGGAAUACGGCACCGCUCCAGUUCUAAAAGAGGACGAAUCCAUCUUUAAGGUGAUGAAUGCCAAAUCCAUCGAGUUGGACAACCUCAAGGUGUCGUUGGCAAAGCGACUCACCGAUUUGGAAAGCACUAUCAACCAGAUGGACAUGGUCAAGGUGAAUUUGGCGCGACACAGCGAAGAGGUGAGCAAUCAGAAGGAGCAGGCGUUGGCAACUAAUAUCGCUACCAACUUCAAUUCUAACAGCAUGCGCAUCAGUCUCUACAAGAGCUUGGGCGUUCAUAUUGAGGAACUGGACAAUAUGAACGACAAGAUCGUUGUUUUUGGGCCUUCCAAGAACCUGACCAGUGUUCUUCAGGUUGAUGAGAAGUAUCUGGAUUAUUUCAUCAGUAAUUACAUUUGGGAGAAGAUCGGGACGUGA
Molecule: messenger RNA, 654 nt
Organism: Sungouiella intermedia
Lineage: Eukaryota; Fungi; Ascomycota; Pichiomycetes; Serinales; Metschnikowiaceae
Source: the annotation of a GenBank genome assembly